Messenger RNA from Helianthus annuus (common sunflower), 1685 nucleotides. RefSeq lists its product as uncharacterized. The transcript is spliced from 7 exons. NCBI's taxonomy places the organism in Eukaryota, Viridiplantae, Streptophyta, Magnoliopsida, Asterales, Asteraceae. The record is from RefSeq and is a predicted model, not a curated record. Bases 277 to 1488 code for a protein of 403 amino acids.
CCACUUCUGCAAUGUAAAUGUAAGCUGGUUCUGUGUGUCACUGCACAAGAUCAAAGAAUCUUGAUUUUUGAGAGAGAAAAAACCCAAAAAAAAGUGUGUUUCUUGGUGUUUUUUUCUAUGACAUUUACAUUUUAAACUCACCAAACCUUGUCUUUGAAGCUAUGCACCAAAAACAUAGAAUAAACCAUUUGUUUCUUACUCUUGUUGUCUUGUUCAUCAUCAUAUCUUACAAGCAAACAAACACACAAAUAUUGUUUCUUAAAUACCCAUGAAAACAUGUCUUCACAAUCUACAACUAUCCUCAUAUUUGCAUGUACUAUGAUGAUCUUGUUGUCUAUGUUUGUUGUCGAAUCAUCGGUUCGGAUUAACGAAACACGAUUAACCCGAGUUAGACUUCAUUUGAACAAGAUCAACAAGCCUUUUGUCAAGACAAUUCAGAGUCCUGAUGGUGAUGUUAUUGACUGUGUUGUUUCUCAUCUUCAACCUGCAUUUGAUCAUCCUAAACUUAGAGGGCAGAGGCCAUUGGAAGCACCGGUGGAGAGGCCAAAGGGGCAUAACUCGAGUGAUGAACGAGUCGAAACGAUUCAAUUAUGGGCCGAAUCGAAGGAAUUCUGCCCGAAAGGGACGAUUCCGAUUAGAAGAACUACUGAAAAUGAUGUGUUAAGAGCAAGUUCGUUGAGAAGAUUUGGAAGGAAGAGGAAGAUUAGAGGUGUGAGGCAUGAUACCAUGAGUGGUGGUCAUGAGCAUGCAGUUGCUUUUGUAAAUGGAGAUAAAUAUUAUGGAGCAAAGGCCAGCAUGAAUGUAUGGACACCUGAGGUUACAGAUGCAUCUGAGUUUAGUCUGUCACAGUUAUGGGUCAUUUCUGGUUCAUUUGGUAAUGAUCUCAAUACCAUAGAAGCUGGUUGGCAGGUUAGCCCGGAGUUAUACGGAGAUGGGUAUCCUAGAUUCUUCACUUACUGGACUACGGAUGCAUACCAAACAACAGGGUGCUAUAACUUGUUAUGCUCAGGAUUUGUUCAAACGAAUAACCGGAUUGCAAUAGGUGCAGCAAUAUCUCCUAGAUCAUCUUAUAACGGCAAACAAUUCGAUAUCGGUGUCAUGAUAUGGAAGGACCCUAAACACGGACACUGGUGGCUGCAAUUUGGAUCCGGGGUGCUAAUCGGCUACUGGCCGUCGUUUUUAUUCACUCAUCUACAAAAAGAAGCGAGUAUGGUACAAUUCGGCGGGGAAGUUGUUAACUCGAGAUCAAGGGGUUAUCACACAAAUACACAAAUGGGCAGUGGUCAUUUUGCAGAUGAAGGUUUUGGAAAAGCUGCAUAUUUUAGGAACUUGCAGGUUGUAGAUUGGGAUAAUAGUUUGCUUCCUUUAACAAAUCUGCAUUUAUUGGCUGAUCAUCCAAAUUGUUAUGAUAUAAAAGCUGGCAAAAAUAAUGUUUGGGGGGAUUAUAUUUAUUAUGGAGGUCCAGGAAGGAAUGCAGGUUGUCAAUAGAGAAAAUUGGAUACUUGGAUAGUAUAAUAUUUUUAUUUUACAUGAUUUGAUUUUUGCCUAUAGUCUUGAAAGGAGUUGGAGAGUUUUGGAUUUUUUUUUUAUCUAAAAUUAAUAUUAUUACUUGGGUUAGGUUGAGAGGUAUUGUAUAUUAGUGUUAGGGUUAACUGAUUUAUAAUAUAAUAUAUUGUGGUUUGUUA